AUGGUCUCCAAGAAAGAAACUAUUUGUGCCGUCAACAACAGCUGCAUGCCACGCAUCCAUCCCCUCCAUAUUGAAGGGGAGCAGAUUUUUGCAGCUCUCUCUCUCUCUCUCUCUCUCUCUCUCUCUCUCUCUCUCUCUCUCACUCACUCACUCACACACACACACUCUCUCUCUCUAACUCCAUUUUCUUCCUAUAUCUACAUAUCUAUCUAUCUAUCUAUCUAUCUAGCUGGUUCGUUUAUCUAUCUAUCUAUCUAUCUAUCUAUCUAUCUUAGUCUGUUCAUAUCUAUCUAUCUAUCUAUCUAUCUAUCUAUCUAUCUAUCUUUCUCGGCAUGCUUCUAUCUAUCUCAAUGUUUCUCUCCUCGUGUCCAUUUUUAUAUAUUUAUCACACAUUAUUUCUACACAUUUGUCUCUCAAUCAAUCUAUCUAUCUAUCUAUCUAUCUAUCUAUCUGUCUAUCUUAGUCUGUUCAUAUCUAUCUAUCUAUCUAUCUAUCUUUAGUCUGUUCAUAUCUUAUAUCUAUCUAUCAAUGUUUCUUUCCUCAUGUCAUUUUUAUGUUUAUUUAUCAUGUCAUUUUUUUAUUUUUACACAUUUAUUUCUCUCAAUCAAUCAAUCUAUCUAUCUAUCUAUCUAUCUAUUUAUCUAUGUCAUAUAUGUUUGUUUAUAUCUAUCUCAUUUCUAA
Acanthosepion pharaonis is the source of this 681-nucleotide messenger RNA. The record is from the annotation of a GenBank genome assembly. Lineage: Eukaryota; Metazoa; Mollusca; Cephalopoda; Sepiida; Sepiidae.